AUGAUUGGUGCGGAUGGCGUCAGCAAUACCCUCGAUGACGUGAUUGCAGUGGCCAAAAACGCGGAAAACGCGGGUCUCGACAAUGUCUGGCUGGCGAAUAUCUUCAGUUUUGAUGCCAUCACUACGCUGGCCUUGAUCGGUCGGGAAACUCAGCGCAUUGGUCUGGGGACUGCGGUCACGCCAACUUACCCACGCCACCCAACAGCCAUUGCACAGCAGGCUUUGACCACGGCCGCUGCCACCAACAACCGUUUUACUCUUGGCAUCGGUCUUUCCCACAAAGUUGUUAUCGAGGAUAUGUUGGGCAUGUCGUACGAUAAGCCUGCUAAACAUAUGCGUGAAUAUCUGAGUGUGCUGAUGCCGCUGGCCCGCGGUGAACAGGCCAACUUUGAAGGUGAACAGUAUCGCGUGCGCGGCGUGGCACUUGAUGUACCCGGGGCAGAGCGCUUGCCGGUUGUCAUUGCAGGCUUGGGUCCGGUGAUGCUGAAGCUGGCUGCCCAAUUGGCUGAUGGUACCAACACCUGGAUGGUGGGUCCAAAAACCAUGGAUGGCCAUAUUCUGCCUGCCCUGCAUGAUGCCGGUAACGCUGACCCAACCGUUGUUGCAGGCAUGCCUAUUGUGCUGACCACUAACGUGGACGCGGCUAAAGAGAAGAUUGCCAAGGAACUCACUAUCUAUGGCCAGCUGCCCAGCUAUCGCGCCAUGUUAGAUCGUGAAGGGGCUGCAGGACCGGCAGAUAUCGCCAUUGUUGGAGAUGAAAAUCAGCUGCGCGGUGAAAUCAAACGCUUUGCGGACAUGGGUGUGACCGACUUCAAUGCGGCCAUCAUGAAUACUGAAGCUGGCGCCUACGACCGCACGCUGGACGUUGUACGCAUUGUUUUUCUGCGGGGCUCACCGGAACGCAUUUAUUACACGCAGCGGCUGGGGCGAUAUUCGGUGCUGCUGGCGGUGGUCGUCAGCGCCGCAACCCAAGCCGUCUAUUUCCAGGACAACGUGGUGUUUGUGAUACUGCGUGUGUUUGCUGAAGUGACCAUGUUCAUGCUGAUGAUGGUACUGCUGACUGCCAGGAUUAGCCGCCUGCGUCUGGCUAAAGUUCUACUGACCUUAGUGUUGAUCAGCCUGCUGACCGACAGCGUACUCACGCUGUCAGGUGUUGGUCUGAAUCUGGCAUCCAUAGAACUGAGUCUGCGCGCCUUACCCGCGUACCUGCUGGCCGCGUUUGCCCUCUACGGCGCGUCCAGCGUUGUCGCCUGGGGUUUGAACAAGCCGCUGGUGCAAGGUGCUGGCGUAAUGGGUGUAUACGUUGUGGCGGUUAGCUUGAAUGGCUUGACAAACAUAGCCAUGGCGCUGGAUACCUUGCCGGAUUACGGCAGGGUGAUGCUGCUGGCGUUCCUGCUGACGCUGGUCCUCUAUGGGUUUACCCGCUUGUUACCAGGCGACAUGGGUUCAACGUUGCAGGUGCUGUACCGCAAAGGCGCCUUGUUGGCUCUACUGGGUGUACCCAUGGCGGUUUACCUGAUCAAUGUGCAGGUGCCUGUGCCAGUUGAUGAAUAUCAAUCCUACAGCACGCCCGUACCCGGUUACCUCGCUGGUGUUUUUUUGCUGAUCUGGCUGAUGGGUGUGUUUUAUCACCUGCGCAUCGCUGUUGGCGUGGUGCAGCAAACAACGACGGCUUUGAGCGAGCACACAGGUGGGUCGGCAAACAUAGUUGCACGCUGCACGCACUGGCAACAGCGACUUGCCUACCCUCAGCCGGUUCGUGUCUGCGUAGGUGGUGCUGAACAAGCCUGGCAUGUUGGUCCCUCACGCCUGCAAAAUCGUACUGCGGUGAUCUGUUUGCCUGCGGCGGCUGCAAACUGGCCCGCAGGAUUAGUAGAUGUUUUGUUACUCAGCCAGCUGGCUCAGCUUAAGCAGAGUACCUGGCGCUGGUUGGUGUUUGGUCGUCUGGUACAGGCUCUUUAUUGGCCUGCCCCCUGGGUCAGCGAACUGGUACAGCAACUGGCCCAGCACCUGGUUGAACCUGCAGAGCGGCUUGCUGCGUCAGCAUAUCGAGACAAUGAAGGCUGGGCACGGGAUGUGCGCAAGCUGAUCAAGCGAACGGAUACUUUGCAGGACAUUCCGGCGCUUGAGACCAGAGGGCUGCUGCGAACGCCAAGUCGUGGCGUGCAUUGGCUGCCGCCAAAACCGCAGGUCGACAGGGUGCGGGUUGAUGGGGUCGUAUUUGAAGAGAAAUGGGCCGGCACCAAGCGGCGCAGGAAAGACAAAAUCCGAGACCCCUACGAGCAGGCGUACUGGCUGAUCGCAGUCGCAUCAAUUGUGGUAGGCGUGUCGACCACGCUUACCGUUGUGCAGCGGGCGCCUGAGUUUGAGCCGAAGUAUCUGAAUGUGAAAUGGCAGGAUCAGAUGGUCCGUCGGUUAUAUGACGAAUCUAUUGCGCCCGAGUCAGCACCCGUUGCAGAACAGAGCCAGAUAGAUAACGAUAUGAGCGCAAUAGAUGAUUUUUUAGCUAACAAUGCAGCGUACGCGACAGACUUUUCCAAAGGGUCACUGCCCAUGCCACCGGCGAAACAGAUUGCGGCGGUUGUUUGUAUGGAUGCGCGUAUGGAAACAGGUGCGAUGCUGGGUCUCGCAGAAGGUGACGCCCACGUGAUUCGAAAUGCGGGUGGCGUUGUAACAGACGAUGUCAUUCGUUCGCUGACGAUCUCUCAACGGCUGUUGGGUACCCGGGAGAUCAUGCUCAUUCACCAUACGGAUUGCGGCAUGCUUACCUUUACCGAUGCCGAUCUGAAACAAUCAAUUUUCGACGAAAUCGGCAUGAAGCCACCGUUUGCGUUGGAGGCAUUUGAUGAUAUCGAUGUCGACGUACGCCAGUCUCUCGCAAGAAUUAAGUUAAUCCGCGCAGCAGAUGCUCGCGUUGUCGUAUUUCCCGAGAUGUCGAUUACUGGAUACGAGCUUGCCGCAGAAGUGGUUGAUCCAGAGGAUGCUCGACUUGAAUCUAUUGUCAGUGCCUGUGCCGACACAGGCGCGCUCGCGCUUGUCGGUGCGCCUACGCGGAGCGAUCUAGGAGACCACAUCUCGAUGCUGUGUGUUGCAGGCAGCGGCGUGACCGUGGCGUACAGUAAAAUGUGCUUGUCAGCGACUGAGGCAGAACGUUUCUGCGCUGGUAACAGCCCCGUGGUUAUCGAUGUGGAUGGUUGGCGGCUGGGGCUUGGGAUCUGUAAAGAUACAGGUGUGCCAGCGCAUGCCCAGUCAACGGCGGAUAUCGGUAUGGAUAUCUAUGUUGCAGGGGUAUUGGACUCGGUAGAAGAAUCUUCAAUUCAGUUGGAACGUGCGCAACUUAUCGCGGCGCAUCACGGAGUCUGGGUGGUGUUUGCAAGUUUUGCGGGCGCCACGGGUGGCGGUUAUAGUCAUGCUGCGGCACAAUCGCGAAUCUGGGCGCCCGAUGGUGCUGUACUGGCAUGUGCUGGUGAGGACAAACCCAAUGUUGUUCUGGUGGUGAUGGACAAUCUUGGCUGGGGAGAAAUUGGUGUCUAUGGCGGUGGCAUUUUGAGGGGCGCACCGACACCUCGGCUCGACGAACUUGCUGCUGAAGGUAUGCAGUUCCUGAACUUUAAUGUUGAGACGCAAUGCACACCGAGUCGCUCAGCAUUGAUGACUGGACGUCAUCCGGUUGAAGGUCGUUUCCCCACAGACCAGGGUUUCGAUGAAUGGUAUGGCAUUGCCAACACCACAGAUGAGGCGACGUAUUCUGCAGGAUUUCAGUUCGAUCCUGAGGUUGUCGAGACACCACAUAUUCUAGAGAGCACCAGAGGGAAAAAGCCGAAAGAAGUAAAGGUUUAUGAUCGGCAGGCGCGCGCUGAAAUUGAUUCCGAUCUAACGGAUCGAGCGAUCAGGUUCAUGCAGCGUAGCGUGAAAAGCGACAAGCCCUUUUUUGCAUAUAUUCCGUACACACAGGUGCACCUGCCGACGAUACCGCAUCCCGAAUUUUCCGGUACCACGGGUAACGGUCGUUGGGCCGACGUGUUAACUGAAGUAGACAGUAGGGCCGGACAGCUGCUGGAUGCGAUUGACGACCUUGGUAUUCGGGACAAUACCGUUUUCAUCUGGAUGAGUGAAAACGGCCCGGAAGAGAUCUAUCCUCACCACGGAACCUCUGGGCCUUGGCGUGGCACAUACUUCACAGCGCUCGAAGGUUCUCUGCGGACGCCAUUCCUGCUUCGCUGGCCUGGAAAGGUCGAAGCUGGGUCGAAACACAAUGAGAUCAUGCACAUCACCGAUCUUUAUCCAACGCUUGCUCGAAUUGCGGGAGCAGCUGCGCCAACUGAUCGUGCAAUCGACGGCCUGGAUCAGCUCGAUUUUAUUACUGGUAAGGCUGAGCGAUCGGCGCGGGACGGUUUCCCUGUCUAUAACGGAGAUACGCUUCAAGGGUACAAAUGGCGCAACUGGAAACUGCACUUUAAAACUCAGGAAACGAUGGGGUCGGUCAUUGAACAGCCUGGUAUGCCGCGACUGUAUAACCUGCUCACGGAUCCGAAGGAGCAAUACGAUCUCAUCGCGCACGGUGGGCGGGAUGGUGAAGACAAUUUCUGGGUAAUGCCUGCGAUAAUGAAACUGCUGAUGAAACACGCAGAGAGCCUUGCUGCAGAGCCGCCCAUUCCGUUAGGAACGCCGGAUCCUUAUGAGCCAGCCAAUCCUUAG
Symbiodinium pilosum is the source of this 4698-nucleotide messenger RNA. The record is from the annotation of a GenBank genome assembly. NCBI's taxonomy places the organism in Eukaryota, Dinophyceae, Suessiales, Symbiodiniaceae.